AUGGCCGGGCCGCGGCUCGAGCCAGAUCCGGCUGCCAAGGAGUCCCUGUCACCUCCAGAGAGCAGGAUGCAGCUGGAGAUGCUCGAGGUUGAAACUCUGACGGCGAAGCUCCUGGAGCAGGCACAGGAGAUCGGCCGGCUGCGCUCGGAGCUGGAGAACGCUGGGCUGCAGGAGCGGCUGUCCCAGCUGCAGCGGGAGGCAGAGGAGACGCGGGUCAAGCUGGCAGAGCUGGACUUGGAGGUGCAGCAGAAGACGAACCGCUUGGCCGAGGUGGAGCUGCGGCUCAAGGACUCCCUGGCCGAGAGAGCCGAGGAAGAGGAGCGGCUCAGCCGGCGGCUGCGGGACAGCCAGGAGACCAUUGCCAGCCUCAAGUCCCAGCCCCAGCAGAUAAAGUACAUCAUCAAGACGGUGGAGGUGGAGUCGGCCAAGGCAAAGCAAGCCCUGUGCGAGAGCCAGUCCCGAAACCAGUACCUGCAGGAGCAGGUGGGGAUGCAGAGGCAGGUGCUGAAGGAGAUGGAGCAGCAGCUGCAGAGCUCCCAAAAGACGGCAGCUCAGCUCCGAGCUCAGCAAGGGAACAUCCGUGUUUUCGGGCGAGUCCGCCCCCUCACAAAGGAGGACGGCGAGGGCCCGGAGGCAGCCAAUGCGGUGACCUUUGACGCCGAUGAUGACGCUGUCCUGCACCUCCUGCACAAGGGGAAGCAGGUGUCCUUCGAGCUGGAUAAGGUCUUCCCCCCGCAAGCGUCCCAGGAGGAGGUGUUUCAGGAGGUUCAAGCCCUGGUCACCUCCUGCAUCGACGGCUACAACGUCUGCAUCUUUGCCUACGGGCAGACGGGGGCGGGAAAAACCUACACGAUGGAGGUGAAUUUGCCUGGCUUUGCUCUUCUUCCUCGGCUUCCCAUCCCAUGCCGGCCCCGCGAGGCGCAGCACAUCAACAAGUCCCUCUCGGCGCUGGGCGACGUCAUUUACGCCCUGCGCUCCCGGCAGGGCCACGUGCCCUUCCGCAACUCCAAGCUGACCUACCUGCUGCAAGACUCGCUCAGCGGCGACAGCAAGACCCUCAUGAUGGUGCAGGUCUCCCCCGCCGAGAAAAACACCAGCGAGACGCUGUGCUCCCUGAAGUUUGCUGAGAGGGUUCGCUCCGUGGAGCUGGGUCCCAUCUCCCGCAAGGCUGAGCUGGCCUCCUGGCCCAGCCAAGAGCAGCUGGAGGGUGACUCGCCGGGGACUGCAGCACCCUCUGGCCGGGGCCACCCGUCCUCCAGCCCGGGGCAGCUCUCUGGCCGCGCCACCUCCAUCCGCAGGAAGCUCCAGACCUCAGGGAAGCUGAGGCCAGUCCCUGUGUGACGAGUGCCAGAGCCGGCACCAAACUCGCUGCAGGACCCAGCCCCUCACGGUGCUACGGAGAGCCGGCUGCUGGAAGACACGAAGGCUUCGGUGCCGUUCCCUCACCCACCAGGACCUAUGACCAGACGGUGACGGCACCUCUCACCAUGAGCACCAUGGGGCCAGGGUCUCCCAGCAGCCGGACCCCCAUCUCAGGGUGGGGGACAGCAGUGCUGGGCAAGGAUCUGCCCCCUCGGAGGCUCAGCUCUGUGACUUUUUAUUUUUGCUGGACGGAUGUUUUUGGCCAGAGUGGGGAGCUGCUGGGUACUCCCUCCAUCUCUCCAGCUUCGUUUUUACAACAGUAGAGGUAUCUGGCUGGAGGGGGGGCUUGGAGCCAGGCGAGCCCCCGGACACGUCUCUGCUACCCCCACAGGACCAGUCUGGCCACGGCUGCCCCAAGAUUGUGUCCAGGCAGCUGCCCGCUGUCUUCCGGAGCAGCGCUUCCCCCAUUUUAAGCCAGAAAAAAUCCCAGCAGCUCCUUUCCCCGUAGGUUUCUCAAGCCCUGUUGUUGCAUGAAGGCACCCCGGUGCCGUGCAUGAGCCGAGCUGCCGUUCAUCGUGGUGCUGGUGCUGCCAGGGCCCCGCGCCAGCCGCCCUGGCACAGAGGGAGAGCGGUUGCGGAGAUGCCCGUGUUACACAGCACCAGGGUGGAUUUAGCAGUCUCAAAUGAAGCUAUUGUAAAGUCAUUUACCAGUUGUCUUGUCAAGAGAGAUCACACUGUGGUCGAGAUGAAAGUGUUUGAAAUAGUUAUACCCUGUUUACAUGGUCUUGGAAUGGAAAACAAGUGGGGGAAAAAAAAAAAAAACAACCCCAAACCUCCAGCCCAAAAGCCCGUUGGCUUAUGUGUCAGGAUGGCGGCUGGCAGGGGGCUCAGAGGAGACAGCACUACCCCCUGCACCCCUGAGCACCCACCUGUGGGUACGCUUCCUCCUGCUGCAAAUAACCGACUGGAUGCACUGAUGGCUCCUUCCCACCGCAGCCCUCUCCUCUCACUCUUCCACAGCAUAUUCUAUUUAAAAAAAAAAAAAGGGAAAAAUAAGUUUAACCUUUUGUAAGAUUAGAUGUUUCUAUGUAUUUUAAUAAUUAAAAAAAAAAUCCUGUUUUGUAACAA
Messenger RNA from Pygoscelis adeliae (Adelie penguin), 2490 nucleotides. RefSeq names its product kinesin family member C3 (gene KIFC3). Lineage: Eukaryota; Metazoa; Chordata; Aves; Sphenisciformes; Spheniscidae. The record is from RefSeq and is a predicted model, not a curated record. The coding region runs from base 1 to 1341 and encodes 446 amino acids. Gene Ontology annotation, biological process: microtubule-based movement. The transcript is spliced from 10 exons. Gene Ontology annotation, molecular function: ATP binding; microtubule motor activity; microtubule binding.